AUGUCAAUGGCAGCUCUGAAAGGAGAUACUGCAUUCCAAGCAAGGUCACUAUUCCGAUCCCUCCUCCGACAAUCUUCUCAAUUUGCUGCCUAUAAUUUCCGAGAAUAUGCAAAGCGAAGGACAAAAGACGCAUUUAGAGAGAACCAUGACAAAAACCUUGGGGAUAGGGAGACACAGGAGCUGAUACAGAGAGGGCUAAAAGAGCUGCAAAUGAUGAAGAGACAAACAACGGUCAGUCAAUUCUUCCAAUUGGACAGACUAGUAGUCGAAGGGCAGAAGACGGGGAAGCAAACAGGCGAGGACGGAGGCAUAGUACGACAAACGACGGAAUGA
This is a messenger RNA of Letharia columbiana, 333 nucleotides long. RefSeq lists its product as uncharacterized. The transcript has 4 exons. The coding region runs from base 1 to 333 and encodes 110 amino acids. The record is from RefSeq and is a predicted model, not a curated record. Gene Ontology annotation, biological process: iron-sulfur cluster assembly. Lineage: Eukaryota; Fungi; Ascomycota; Lecanoromycetes; Lecanorales; Parmeliaceae. Gene Ontology annotation, cellular component: mitochondrion; L-cysteine desulfurase complex.